This is a messenger RNA of Raphanus sativus (radish), 3469 nucleotides long. RefSeq names its product probable dolichyl-diphosphooligosaccharide--protein glycosyltransferase subunit 3A. The coding region runs from base 160 to 1176 and encodes 338 amino acids. Gene Ontology annotation, cellular component: oligosaccharyltransferase complex. The record is from RefSeq and is a predicted model, not a curated record. The transcript is spliced from 2 exons. Lineage: Eukaryota; Viridiplantae; Streptophyta; Magnoliopsida; Brassicales; Brassicaceae.
UCUAGUUAUCCAGCAGGUUUAUAUUCUUGCAUCAGUAUAUAUAAACACGUAACUUUGAAUAGUUCUUCACUUCUCCCGCCGUCUCUUGCGCGCCAAACUCUAUCUCCCUCCGAUCUAUUCUCAUUUCCCUCUUCUCGAAUCCCGUCAGAGCGAUCGAAAAUGGCAGUUCACACAACUCUCCCAUAUCGUUUCUUCCUCUCAAUAGCAUUACUAUCCAUCACCGCGGUUUCGGAACCAACAGAUCUCACCACAGAGCUCGUUUCCCUCCGAUCCUCCUCCGAAUCAGGCGUGAUCCGCCUCAACGACGUAUCAAAAUUCAUAACCUCCGUAGCCACUCCCAGACCUUACUCCCUAAUCAUCUUCUUCAACUCCAUCGAUCUCAACAGCAAUCCCCUCCAGAACUUCCGCCGCGAGUUCGGAUUCGUCUCCGCCUCUUUCAUCGCCAACAACAACAACAGAUCCGACGUAACAAACAAGCUCUUCUUCUGCGAGAUCGAUUCAUCCGACUCAGAGUCCUUCCACCGCUUCGGCAUCCAAUCCCUCCCGCAGAUCUGCCUCGUCGAUCCCUCCAUGGAGAAUCUCCGACACCACGAGCGAGGCAUGAUGGAGGAAGCCGACGUCGACGGAACCGCGGAGUCCGUGGCGGAGUUCGUCGAGAGCCGAACCAAACUCACCGUCGGUCCGAUCCACCGCCCGCCUCUCCUGUCCAAGACGCAGAUCGGCGUGAUCGCAUCCCUAAUCGCGAUCUCGGCUCCUUUCCUCAUCAAGAAGUUUCUAAAAGGAGAAACGUUUCUCCACGACAGUAGGUUCUGGCAAUACGGCGCCGUUUUGGUCUACUUCUUCAGCGUCUCGGGUACCAUGCACAACAUCAUCAAUAGCAUCCCUAUGUACCUCAGAGAUCCCGAGGAUUCGAACAGGCUCGUUUUCUUCUACGAAGAACCGGAAAUCCAGCUCGGGGCGGAGGCGCUUUCGGUUGGGCUUUUGUACACUGGGGUUGGGUUGCUCUUGGCGUAUGUCACUGACGCGCUUGUGCGUGUUAGGAAUGUCAAUGAGCAGAGGGUGGCUAUGGUGUUGGUUAUGGUUGUGUCGUUCUUGGCUGUGAAGAGGGUUGUUUACUUGAAUAACUGGAAGACUGGGUAUCAGAUUCAAAUGUAUUGGCCAUCUAGUUGGCAGUGAUGAUGGAACCUUUUACCUUGAGAGACAAAUAAAGGAAGAAGUGAAGAAGAAGUUGCAAGGGCCUUUGUGAAUCACUAUUACCAUCUCUUUGACAAUGAUCGAUCUUCUCUUUCCACUCUCUACAAUCCCACCUCGUUGCUUACUUUCGAGGGCCAAAAGAUCUACGGCGUGGAAGAUAUCUCCAAUAAGCUCAAACAACUUCCGUUCGAUCAGUGUCGUCAUUUGAUUAGCACCGUUGAUUCUCAGCCGUCUUCAAUGGCCGGUGGCUGUGGCGGAAUCCUUGUUUUUGUGAGUGGUAGCAUCCAGUUACACGGCGAGGAUCGUCCUCUUAGGUUUAGCCAGGUCUAGCUCUUCUCUCUGUUCACUACAAGAAUACAGUUCAUACUCCGACGGACGUAUUAAUCGCAAGUUGGUCGGUAACAUUCGUUUCCUAUAAUUUCCCGACAAUGAAACUUUAGUCGGAGUUUGGGUCUCGGAAAUCUCGGGUUCUCGGAAGUUUAUCUGUACGUUCCGUUAACAAAUAUUCUCGGGAUUAUAUAUCGGGAAGUGAUCGGAAGAUACCGUUGAAUUUCCGAGAAAUAUUGGCGAUGAGCUUCCGAGAAAUCAAUAUUUUUUAAUAAAAAAAAACAAAUAAUGAAAUAUAAAAAACCUCACAAUAAUAUUAAAUAUCAAAUAUUUAUUACAAAUAAACAAAUUAAAUUUAAAAGUCUAAAACAAUUAAACGAAAUAAAAAAUAAACAAAUUAAAUUUAGAAGUCUACAAAAACUAAAUGAAAUAAAAAUAAACCUAUUAAUAAUUGGUGUAGAUGCGACGGUGUUGGUGUAGGAUGCGAAGGUGCCGGUAACGGUGGGGUAGCAGAAAUAGCGGUGGAGGGAGUUGGCGGUGACGAUGGCAGUGUAAGGAGUUUAGGCGGUGGUGUAAAGAGGUCUUAGGUAGAGUUUCUUCAAAGAAAAAACAAAUCUGAAAGCACUAAAAUAAACAGAGAAGGGGGAAGAAGGAAAGAGGAGAGAAGGAGAAAGGAGAAAACAAUUAUACUAGACAGAGAACACUAACCGGGGCCAAACUGGAAGAAUCAGUACAAGCAGCAUCACCAUUUCCUCCAACUCCCUGUCCAGAACGGAAACUAAACCGGCGGCAGAGAUCACUAGACAGAGCAACUGCUAGGGGGCCAGCCGAAGACACGAAACCGAAGCUCGUGAAGAGUCGCUUUACACCGUUGCGUAAGGGAAGAUCUAUUCUUUGACAGAUCUAUUCUUUUUUUUUUGUCACAGUGACAGAUCUAUUCUAAGUAAAAGAAAUAGGGAAAAAAUAGAAAAAUUAAAUACUAUAUCUUUUUCUUACUUUACGAUCUCCACAAAAGUUUCAAGCUCUGCAUCCAGACCCUUCCUUUUUUCCAACAACACAUCUGGGUAAGCCACGUGUUUUUAAUUUUAUACCGUCUUUGAAGAUAUCAAGAGAAAUCGAAUUGGGAAAAAUAGAGAUGUGGGAUCUCAACUAAAUCGAUAAAUGGUAGGAAACAGUUCAGUUGCCAAACCAAGAGAACUCCGACGAAUUUUUGUCAGUUUUUGUGACGACGUACCGAGAAGAAAAUUAAUCGUCGGGAUCUUGAAUGGCCUGAGAAGAUACCGACAACAUAUUCUAGGAACUUUCCGAGAAAACAAGCUCCUCGCUAUUUUCUUUUCUUUCCGACAACUUACCGACUUUAGUUUAUGACAAAACACCGAGAAUAUUGAUUUAUCGCAAAGUCCCGAUAAUAUUCCGAGAAUAAUCAUAUGUUCUCGGAAAUUGAUCAGAAACCCAUCAUAAAUUUACCGAGGAGAGAUGUAGUCGGUAAAUGUCGUCGGCGUUGACAUUGAUUUCUUGUAGUGGUUUAUGAUCAACGUGAGAUAUCAUUUCGUAAGAAACAUUGCAAAAUGCUAAAUUUCAAUAAUUUUUGUGUGACAUGUAUGAAAACUAUGGAAUAUAAUAUGAGCUUGAGUAGAUAUUUUUUCUGUUGGAUUUUAGCUGAUGUAAAUAAAAAUGUUAUUUUUUAUUUGCAGACGUUUCACUUGGUCCCUCUUCUGCAAGGAAGUUUCUUCGUCCAAAAUGAGAUGUUUCGGCUCAACUAUGGUUGAAGUUAUAUUAACUUUCAUGUUUGGAAAUGAAAUCCGACUAAUAAUAAUAUAGUCAAUAUUUCAAAGAAAAAUCAACCUUUCAUAUCGAGUUAUAAAAUAAAUUGAUACAUUGUUCUGUGUUAUGUUCAUAUAUGUAAGCAAAGUUUCAAAUUGAUUUAAAAGACAAAAGCUGACUAGUA